GAUCAAGGCGAUUACAAACUUUUGUGAGUAUUUCUGCUGCAGUAGAAAAGCUUUCUCACACAGAACACUUGUUCCUUGGAUUGAAAGAAAGCCACACACCAUUUUUGCAAGUAUUGGAAACUUAUUCUUAUUUUCAGCCUACUAUAGGAAAAAAUUACUUUUAUUGGUUGUUGGCACAAAUAAAUAUCAAUUUAGGUGUAGUUGUAGUUGUAGUUGUUGCUAAGACGUUAUACUGA
Messenger RNA from Dentiscutata erythropus, 236 nucleotides. The record is from the annotation of a GenBank genome assembly. NCBI's taxonomy places the organism in Eukaryota, Fungi, Glomeromycota, Glomeromycetes, Diversisporales, Gigasporaceae.